Fraxinus pennsylvanica is the source of this 906-nucleotide messenger RNA. Lineage: Eukaryota; Viridiplantae; Streptophyta; Magnoliopsida; Lamiales; Oleaceae. The record is from the annotation of a GenBank genome assembly.
AUGGCAACACCUAUAAGGAAGUCCCACACAAACACCUCCGAUCUCCUCACAUGGUCGGAGGUCCCGCCGGCCGACAAUUCAGCAGCUGGGAAUGCCUCACGGUCAGCCACUCGUCCUAAUCAGCCAUCGGAUGGAGUCGGUAAGGUGCUGUUUGGAGGUCAGAUCUCUGAUGCAGAAGCUGAGAGCCUUAAUCGAAGGAAACCUUGUUCAGGCUAUAAGCUAAAGGAGAUUACUGGCAGCAAAAUAUUUGCAGCUGAUGAUGAAAAUGGGGAAUCGGAAUCUGGAACUUCUGAUAAUCGAACAUCCGUGCGCAUUGUGCAGCAAGCUGCGAAUGGUAUAAGCCAGAUUUCUUUUAGUACUGAAGAAAGAAUUUCUCCUAAGAAGCCAAUCACUGUUCCAGAGGUUGCAAAACAGCGAGAAUUAAGCGGAACGAUAGAAAGUGAGUCGGAGAGCAAGAUUAAGAAGGCGCUGUCGGAUGCUAAAUGCAAAGAACUCACUGGGAAUGAUAUCUUUGGCCCUCCACCCGGAAUUCGUCCUCGAUCAUUGGCAGCUCGCACUUUGGAAUCAAAAGAAAUCAAAGAUAUGGGUGAACCCGCCCCACGAACUGUACGAACAUCUGUCAAAGUUUCUAAUCCUGCUGGAGGUCAAAGUAAUAUCUUAUUUGGUGAUGAACCCGUAGUCAAGACUUCGAAGAAAAUUCAUGACCAGAAGUUUGCAGAGCUGACUGGCAAUGACAUUUUCAAGGGAGAGGUUCCUCCAGGUUCAGCUGAGAAGUCAUUGAGUACGGCUAAGCUGAAAGAAAUGAGUGGCAAUAAUAUAUUUGCAGAUGGAAAAGUCGAAUCCAAAGACUACUUUGGUGGUGUCCGCAAACCCCCGGGUGGUGACAGCAGCAUUUCCUUGGUUUAG